AUGCCUAGAGGAAAUCUUCUUCUCCUCACACUGGGAAAACUUUCUUGUUGCGCAAGCUUACUCGAGUGCAUGGCUACAGCUAAUGUUCCAUCAACACUUGUUAAAUGUCUUUACAUUUUUCUCGAUCUUCCUGCUGUUUUAACUUCUGAAGCAGCGAAUAACAGAGCACAACUGCAACGCAAAUUUGCUCAAUUGCUGCAACAUGUUUGUCUAUCCUCAGUUGCUGUUGAGGAGAUGGUUAAUGCGGAUGCUCUAAGACACCUUUUCAGCGCUGCAGUUGAUCCGUGUCAACUUGCGAACGCCUUUUGGCGAAAGAGUAGCUGCAUGAUCCUAACCACAUUGGCUCAAAACUGUCUGACAUCGCACGUUGUCCAGUAUAUUCACGAUACUGGAUGUAUUACGGAUUAUGUUGAACGUCUGCAGCAAAUGCAAUUGCCCAAAUCUGAUUCUCUGGAAGCAUUUAUUUCUCUUUUCCAAAUAUUAUCUGAGUCAUGCUUAACAUCAUCUCAACUUUUGGAUGAUUUUCAUACGGCUGGUGGAUAUAAUACCAUUUCAGAUUAUUUACUUAAGUAA
Messenger RNA from Rodentolepis nana, 573 nucleotides. The record is from the annotation of a GenBank genome assembly. NCBI's taxonomy places the organism in Eukaryota, Metazoa, Platyhelminthes, Cestoda, Cyclophyllidea, Hymenolepididae.